GUAAUAUUUUAGUUCUUAAUAUUGCAUCAGUUAGUCAAAUUUUAGAAGAUUUAGAAAAACAAAUCCUAAAGUUAGAAAAUGAAUUUGAUGAGUAUUUAGAAUUGGAAAGGUUUUGUUUAGAAGACAUCCAUGGGGAUAAUGAGAAUAUGAAUAAGCAAAUAAUGCUCUUUAAACUUGUUGACUUCCACAAAAAAAAAGGCCAUAGACUUUCUUACAGAACAUUAAAUGAGUCUCCGAUGGAAACGGCUCUGAAUUAUAUA
Messenger RNA from Ambispora gerdemannii, 260 nucleotides. Lineage: Eukaryota; Fungi; Glomeromycota; Glomeromycetes; Archaeosporales; Ambisporaceae. The record is from the annotation of a GenBank genome assembly.